This is a messenger RNA of Fonsecaea nubica, 1713 nucleotides long. RefSeq lists its product as hypothetical. The record is from RefSeq and is a predicted model, not a curated record. The transcript is spliced from 2 exons. Bases 1 to 1713 code for a protein of 570 amino acids. Lineage: Eukaryota; Fungi; Ascomycota; Eurotiomycetes; Chaetothyriales; Herpotrichiellaceae.
AUGCAGAUGUCUGCCACUUCAAUUGAGCCCGACCUCCCCGAAACCACGGCUCUCGCCGAUUCAUCCCCUAGCCAAAGGCCUCAAGAGUGGGAUGUUAAGGUGGAUUUUCUGAUUGCAGGAAGCGGAGGUGCCGGGCUCUCUGCCGCUUUGAAAGCGUCGCGCCUCGGGUUGGUACCCCUCGUGGUGGAAGGCUCUAAGCUGUGGGGUGGAACGACGGCAUACUCUGCUGGCGGAGUCUGGGUCCCUAACAACCCUCUAAUGCGGGAAGCCGGUGUGGAAGACUCGAUCGAAACGGCCAUGACCUAUAUUCAGAACGUAGUCGGAGAGCCGAGCCCAGAGAGCACCAUUGCGAAGCGACAGGCGUACGUAAGGGCCGGUGCAGAGAUGGUCGAGGAAUUCCGGGAAAGCGGCUUCCAGUGGCACAUGGCUGAGGACUUCCCCGACUACCACGCGUGCGAAGGCUCUCGCAUUGGACGACACCUGACGGGCGAAAUAUUCGACCUUAACAAACUGGGGCCCUGGAGAGACACCAUGCGGGUGCGGCCUCACCAUCCCGAGCUCCCGGCGUAUCUGGACGAAAGCGCUAGGAUGCUCAACGCUACACGCACGCGCAAAGGGUUCGCCACCCUGGUCAAAGUGGUCUCGCGGAUGCUUUGGGCGCGGCUUCGAGGGGCCAAGCUGGCUUCCAUGGGCAUGGCGAUUCCGUCGCGACUACUAUACCUCCUUCAGCAAUUCGGGGUACCAAUAUGGAGGAACACUCGAGUGACCGGGUUGAUAACGGAUCAGGGAAGGGUUGUUGGGGCCAGUGUGAGUCGUGACGGUCGACCACUACGCAUCCAAGCCACACGCGGUGUUUUGCUUGCACUCGGGGGAUUUGCGCGAAAUGACGCUCUCCGCCAGCAAUACGGCCAAGCUUCGUCCAAGUUCACCAUGGCCAACCCCGACGACCAAGGCACCGGGAUUCUACUGGGGCAAAGUGUAGGGGCCGAGGUCGCGCACAUGAACGGACGCUGGGGCGUACCGAUGAUGUUCCCACCGGGCGACCACCCGGUCUUUAAUGUUUGGGAGAGGGCAUCGCCACACAGCAUCAUGGUCAACAAGGCUGGAAAGCGGUUCACCAACGAAGCUGGCUGUUACCAGGACGUGGCCAACGACAUGGACGAUCUCGGACAUAAUCCUUGCUGGUUGAUUUUCGACGCCUCGCACCGCCAAAAAUACGCCUUCGGCGACGCGAUGCCGGGCUUCACGCCCAAACGGUACUUUGAGGAAGACUUCAUGAUCAAGACCGAUUCCCUGGUCGAACUGGCCAACAAAUGCGAGGUUGACGCAGCGCAGCUCCGAGCGACGGUGGCGCGAUUCAACGAGUUUGCCGUCUCAGGAAUCGACGAAGACUUCCACCGAGGAGAGAACCCCUACGACCGAUACUACGCCGACCCGACGCACCACCCAAACAACUGUAUCGGCAAGAUCGAGAAGCCGCCUUUCUACGCCGUCCGCUUGUAUGUAGGUGACGUCGGCACCAAAGGGGGUCUGCGGGUGGAUGAACAUUGGCGGGUAUUGGGGAAAGGGGGGAAGCCGAUUCCCGGCUUGUAUGCUGCGGGAAACACGACCUCAACACUGUUUGGUCGCCGGUAUCCCGGCCCAGGGUCCACCAUCGGCCCGGCCAUGAUAGGCGGUUUCAUUGCAGCGUCUCAUGCCGGUCAAAUUGCAUAA